UCGCGUGACUCGGUGCGCAUGCGCAGAGCCGCUGGCGGUUGUCUGAGUGACUUCAGUUUUGUGUUGGAUGUUGUGCAGACGUGUGUUUGUACGGAUUCUUCGAAUCUAAUCACCUUUACUUUAAUUUAACUUAACUUUCUGUUCGUGAUCUGCGCUGGAUUCAUCAGAGCGCUAUGAGUCGAGCGUCUGAAGACGGUCUGAUGUCUCCUGAGUCGAGCGUCACAUCACUGCUGGCCACAUCAGGACUCCUGCAGAGCUCCUUACACCCGGAGCCCGUCCCCAGCAUCAAAUACAGAGACAGACACUACGCUUCUGCCUCAGAGGCGCUGGAUGCGUACAUCACUGACUUCCAGAGGAGUCUGCGGGGCUCUGACACAACGACGGGGAAACUUCAGCUGCCCAGAGAGAGUUCCAAACCUCAUCCCAGAAACAGAGACGUACUAAAGACGAGUUUGACGGAUGAAGAGCUGAUCUUCUUAAACAUUCCCGUCCGGAACAGAGACUCGGAUCGGCUCAGUAUGGCCACUGACGACCUCCUGGCUCUCCCAAAUGACGGCUCUCUCCCAGUGACCCGCACCUCGGCCCUCCUCUCCCGCUCUGGGAGCUUUCCGUUGGGAUUGAGCUUCAACUGUAUCUCCGGGUCGCACUUACGGCCCGUUCUGGCUCAUAAACACUGCAUGCGGCGUCCCGUUCCACCGGUGAGCAGGACAUCCCUCCCUGUGGACCAUAUAAUGAUGGGCGGUUUGCAGUCACACGGUCAAGCUCCUCCCCCCAACAUCCUGCCAGCCAAUCGGACGCAUCCACCCGACACGCCCAGAUCCAGUCACCUCCCGCGCUGGAUGACCAGCCAGAAAUCCGAGAUGGAUUUUUCCGGGAUGACCAGCGUUCCUGAGCUGAAGUACCCGGCGUGGCUGAGACAGUGUGAAGAAUCCUCAGACGAUCAUCUGCUUCCUCCCAGAGUUCCUUCAUGGGUCGGAGAACUGGAGGAGUCCAGUGGAGAGCGUCAGUCGGACACUAAAGGUCAGCGAGAUGUCAAAGGUCAUGCAGGAGAGCCGUACGGAUCCCAGUCCAUCGCUCAGUGCAGCCUGAGAGAGCUGCGUUUACAGUCCGAACAGAAACUCGAGGCAGCGAAGAGAGGACAGAUUCAUGAAGGACAACUUUUCAAAGAAAUGCUGCCUUGGCAACAAACUGAGAAGGAGCACAACAGUUCAGGAGAUACGGAGGACGCUCUGGACGCUGACCGAUCCUGGGACAAUCCACCUGUGAUGUUUAAAUCUCCAGUGCCAGUGGGCGGCGCUGAGGAACCUCCAGCACCUGAAGAACUUCAGAGAAGCAAGUCUGCAGCUUCCUGUUCAUCAGGAUACAGCAGCAGAAAGCAUCCUGGUCCGGUGGAGGCGCUCAAACACAUGCUGUUCCGCCUGCAGGCCGUCGAGCACAAGAUCAGCCAAUCACACGCCUCCGGUGACGCCAAAACCACUGCAUCUUCAGCCGCACAGCUGGAGAGAGACACACUGGAGCAGGUUCCUCAGCAGGAAACAGAAGAAUCUGACCUGGGAAACGUGGAGUCAUUACAGAGAGCUCUUCAUCACCUGGACAGACUGAAAACACUUGUGGACGACAUGAACGAGAGGAAGGCUAGAGCAGAGGAUGAUGGGAUAGAUUGUACAGACACUCCUGCAACUAAUAUAACAGACUGGACCAGAAUCAACAAGCAGCUGUGAACCAGAAACCACAGACUGUUAUUAUCCUACAGACACAGACGCUUCAUGGAUCAUAUUAGCUGGAAGUGUGCUCACCCUCAGGUUAUUCGGGAUUAGGAUGAGUUUGUUUCUUCAUCAGGUUUGGAGAA
This is a messenger RNA of Sinocyclocheilus anshuiensis, 1849 nucleotides long. RefSeq names its product lung adenoma susceptibility protein 2-like. NCBI's taxonomy places the organism in Eukaryota, Metazoa, Chordata, Actinopteri, Cypriniformes, Cyprinidae. The transcript has 9 exons. The coding region runs from base 174 to 1721 and encodes 515 amino acids. The record is from RefSeq and is a predicted model, not a curated record.